Carassius carassius (crucian carp) is the source of this 898-nucleotide messenger RNA. RefSeq names its product ubiquitin conjugating enzyme E2 M (gene ube2m). The transcript has 6 exons. The coding region runs from base 281 to 838 and encodes 185 amino acids. NCBI's taxonomy places the organism in Eukaryota, Metazoa, Chordata, Actinopteri, Cypriniformes, Cyprinidae. The record is from RefSeq and is a predicted model, not a curated record.
CACUCGUGCUUUCAAAUCAACACAGACAGCAGCAAAAGCAAUAAUAAUCAUAAUAAUAACAACAACAGUAAGCAAGGUAAGGAAGCAGAGUUUUGAGUAAGUGUGAGCGGAGUCAGAUGACUAGCAUUGGCAGCUAACACACAAACACACACACACACAGCUGCUCCUCCACGGCUGCUGUUAAACACAUCCCUCAUCCGCACCGUCUCUGUAAACACAGCAGUGCCGUCGGAUCCGGCCAGACGGGCUCAGGCGUGUGUUAGUGCAGAACAGAGCGAAGAUGAUCAAGCUUUUCUCGCUGAAGCAGCAGAAGAAGGACGAGGAGUCCGCGGGAGGAGCGCGAGCCGGAGCCGGCGGGAAGAAGGCGAGCGCGGCCCAGCUGCGGAUACAGAAGGACAUCAACGAGCUGAACCUGCCGAAGACAUGUGAGAUCGUGUUCCCUGACCAGGACGACCUGCUCAGCUUCAAGCUCAUCAUCUCCCCGGACGAGGGUUUCUAUAAAGGUGGGAAAUUUGUCUUCAGUUUUAAGGUGGGACAGGGAUACCCUCAUGACCCUCCUAAAGUCAAAUGUGAAACGAUGGUCUAUCACCCCAACAUCGACCUCGAAGGCAACGUCUGUCUCAAUAUUUUGAGAGAAGACUGGAAGCCGGUGUUGACCAUUAACUCCAUCAUAUAUGGACUCCAGUAUCUGUUCCUGGAGCCCAAUCCUGAAGACCCUCUGAACAAGGAGGCAGCGGAGGUGCUGCAGACCAACCGGCGUCUGUUCGAGCAGAACGUCCAGCGCUCGCUGCGCGGAGGAUACGUGGGAGCCACCUACUUCGAGCGCUGUCUCAAAUAGUCCACGUCCCAGAAAGCAUCUAUCGUUUACAUGCGCUGAGAGGCACUGACCGCUCACAGA